AGGUCAUUGCCUCUCUCACUCUUUCUUCACAACACAAUGGCAGUUUCUGAUGAGAUUGGAGCUCUCACAAGGGCCUUCUCAGGACUGGGUAUCGAUGAGAAGUCAUUGAUAUCGAUACUGGGGAAAUGGCAUCCGGAGCAGAGAAAUUCAUUCAGGAAAGGAACUCGUAACUUCUUCAUCGAGGAUGAACGACAGUUCGAGAGGUGGGACGACCGUCACAUCAUCCAAUUGGAGCGUGAGUUCCUACGUUUUAAGAAUGCUAUGCUGCUUUGGACCAUGCAUCCUUGGGAAAGAGAUGCCCGUUUGGCUAAGGAGGCUCUGUACAAGGGACCGCAGUAUGGUGUGCUCAUAGAGAUUGCAUGUACUAGAUCGUCCGAAGAGCUAUUGGGAGCAAGAAGAGCCUACCACUCCCUCUUUGAACGCUCGAUAGAGGAAGAAGUUGCCUCUCGUGUCGGUGGAAUUGAACGCAAGCUCUUGGUUGCACUUUUGAGCUCAUAUCGUUAUGAAGGUCCACGGGUCAAUGAAGAAAUUGCAAAAACCGAGGCUAAAACACUUUGUAAUGCCAUUAAAAAUGCUGGUAAGAAACCAGCUAUUGAGGAAGAAGAGGUUUUGAGGAUACUAACUACAAGAAGCAAGCUCCAUAUCAAGGCAGUGUACAAACACUACAAGGAAAUCAGUGGCAAGUAUCUCGACCAGGAUCUUGAUGCUGAGUUGGGCUUAAAAGAGACAGUGCAAUGCCUAUGCUUACCUCAAACAUAUUUUAGCAAGGUUCUGGAUGAUGCAUUGAAAACCAGCGUGGAUGAGAUUACGAAAGAAACAGUGACUCGGGUAAUCGUUACUCGAGCAGAUGCUGAUAUGAAGCAGAUCAAAGAAGAGUACCAUCAGAAAUAUGGGGCUACUCUCUCCAAGAAAAUCGAAGAUGUAGCCAAUGGCAACUAUAGAGAAUUCUUGCUUACAUUGGUUGCAAGAGGAGACCAAUGAAGAAAGUAUUAACCAAACCUUUGGGCAUCAAUGAAUUUGCUCUUUCUUGUCAUUCAUUUGUUUCAUGGCUUGGUUUGUUGCCGGUGUCCUCCUGCUUUUAUGAGUGUUAUUUGAUCACAAAAGAG
Messenger RNA from Ilex paraguariensis (yerba mate), 1106 nucleotides. The record is from the annotation of a GenBank genome assembly. NCBI's taxonomy places the organism in Eukaryota, Viridiplantae, Streptophyta, Magnoliopsida, Aquifoliales, Aquifoliaceae.